Tetranychus urticae (two-spotted spider mite) is the source of this 1031-nucleotide messenger RNA. RefSeq lists its product as uncharacterized. NCBI's taxonomy places the organism in Eukaryota, Metazoa, Arthropoda, Arachnida, Trombidiformes, Tetranychidae. The record is from RefSeq and is a predicted model, not a curated record.
CGAAAGUUUAUACUUUCUCACUCUCCAAGAUAUCGGAGGACGGAGUUGACCUUGUAAAUAACGAGUGGACAUGGGCGUAACUCUGUAUCGUUAGUAUAUAAAGUAGAGUUCGUUGUGAACUGAGGCCAUUCGGAUUAGCGGUUAUCCAAGCAGCAAUAACAAAAUCUUUUUACAUUUUCCAAUCCAAAACAAAUCACACAAACCCUAAAUCAACAUGAAACAAAUGAUCAUCUUCGCUGUUCUCUUCUCUGUUGCCUACGCUGGUGUCAUCCAUGCUCCAGCAGCCUAUGUUGCCUCAGCUCCAGUUUUCACCAAAACCAUCCACCAUCAACCAGCUCUUGCUCCAGUACAAACCGUUGAACGAACCGUCCAAGCUGUUCAACACCCAUCAGUCACCACUCUUCACCAAGCUCCAACCACCGUCCUCGCUCAGGCCCCAAAAAUCUCAGGAUACUCAUACACCUCUGAUGUCCGACACGACGCAACCGUCGCAGCUGCCCCAGUUGUCGCUGCCGCACCAGUUGUUCAUGCCGCACCAGUCGUCCAUGCUGCACCAGUUGUUCACGCUGCACCAGUUGUCGCUAAAGUAGCUGCUCCAGCUGCCAUCGUCAGUGCACCAACUGUCCAUGCUGCCCCAGCUCUUGUUGCUGAAUCACCAGUAGUCAACUCAUACUCAAUUGAAACUGGACGAACCCACGUUGCUACCCAACAACAUUACGGAAUCGCUCACGUUCCUGGUGUUGUCAAUGUCCCAGCUGUUAAGCACAUCCACGCUGCUCCAGUUGUCCACGCCGCACCUAUUGUCCAUGCUGCCCCAACCUACUGGUAAACAGUUGCCACCAAACAUUAUUUUGAUUAGGUAAAAAAUGAUGUAUAAUGUAGUUAUGUAUCAUUUAAAUACUCCAACAAAGCCAUAACAAGAUCAAACAACCCUUAAAUGACUAUUGCGAAUAAUAUCCGCCAAGAGAUUGAUUAUAAUAAUUUUGAUAAAAUGGAUGGAUCAGAUUAGUUCUGAUUAACCUCAACCUCAA